GUUACGAGAGGUGUAAUAAUGCAGCAGCCGUGCGUUUUCCCCCCUCAGUUACUGGGUGCACUGCAGCGUUGGCAAGGAGUGGUCACACCAUCGACAAAUCAGCAACACGACUCCCCUAGGCUAAUGUUAGCUAACAAUGCUAACGUUUAAAGUUAUUUUCGCCACCCGCUUUCUAUGUCUCACCGUGCACCUUGUUAUGCCGUACUGUGGGGAAAGGCUCCUAAAGCCAAUGGCUAAACCAACAUCUAACGUAUAACUGCUCUUGCAUUGCCGCUCAGCCAAACACACGCGAACUUGCUGCUAAUCUGUUGUGCUAUGCUAAGGCUAGCCCGGCUGUUGGCACAGCUCGCAGUGGGUUAUGUGGGUUAUUGUGAUGCUAACGUAGCGAGACAGCCAAACCAGGUCAUGCGGGUGUUGAGCGAACAUUCUGGGCAAUUGGGCUGAUGUGAUCUCCAUCGUUGUCAUUUAUCUGCGAGGAAGCGUUAAUGGUUACCGAAAAACGCAGAAUUACCCAACGCUCAGCUGCUCUUUGUUCGCAUGGCCACUUUUGUCUUUUAUGUUUUAGCCAACGCGGCUAACUGCCCGUCGCCCCGGAAUGCUACGCUGCGCUAGCAAGUCAAGCGGGCGGCUGUCUGCGGGGGUUCGCUUAGUUAAACCCGAGAAAUGUGAGCUAUUGGCGGCCCCAGAACAAGAGUUCCUCUACUCGGUUGGCGAAUACAAAUCGCCAUGACAACGUGACGGUCAGGCGGGUUCACGAGACUGAAGUAACGUUAGGCGCGUGCCCUUUAACGUCGGCAGCAGACGGUUUAACAGGUUGAGCCCCUCAACUUGUUCGACCAUUCAUUUUCUGUGUAUUCCAGUCCGUGUGAGAGGGUAGUGGUCCUCCAGGCUGUCUCACGGGCUGGGAAUUUGUCUGCUCGUGAACCUGUUGGGUGGGUCUUGUGUAAACUUGUUGUAGGCAAAUGCCAGGGUGGGGAUAACCUAACUGUCAGCUUGAGUGUGAAGUCGAUGUGCUUUUCCCUUGAACGGAGUGGUUUCAUGCAGGCAUGCAUUAGCGUUUUAGAACGGGCGUUUAGGGGAUGCAGACAUAGAACGGCUGAAACUGACAGACUCAUAUUUAAACGGCACACAGUACAGGAUGGUGGACCCAGCACAUGGCGCACUAGAUGACAGCUACACACCAGAGGAUGACUCCCAGGAGGUGCACUCCGUCUUUUCUGACGAGGGACCGACACGGCGGCUGGACAACGGCAUGAAGAAACCAAUCUCGCGCACAGUCCUGCCCUCCGACUCGAUGUCCAUUGACGGCGGCCUGUCGGUGUCCGGUAUGGGCGGCUACAGCGCCACGCUGGACCGUCCGUACCGGCAGCCUGGACCGGGAGACUACCCCACAGCCACGGUGCCCAGAAACUACCACUACGCCCCCGUAGGGGGCUAUGAUGACUACCGGGGAGGCCCACCAUCAGAGGCGUAUACGAGCCUGAGCAGGGGCUCGCACAUGGACGACCGCUACAGGCCAGUUGACGGCUACCGGACCAUGGACUCUGGCUACCGCGCCCCAAGCCGUCAGCAGCUCGACCCGUACGCGGCACAGCCCCAGGUGAGCCGGGGGAUGAGGGCCUUGGGCUCAGCGUUGGAGGUGCGGUAUGGCCACGGCCACUACGGCCUGGAGGAUGACCAACGCAGUGUGGGAUACGAUGAAUACGGCAUGGGUCCUCCGCCUAUGCACCCCGGAGGCUACGGUACCAUGCCACGCUUGGGUCCAGGCCACGUGACUAUAGACAGACGAAGACUCCGGAGCUGUGAGGACACUUUGGACGGUGACGUGAUGGGAGUCGACCCUUAUGCCUGGGGUGUUCCCAUGACGAUGGAGAGGGGCAGCAUGGCGUCACUAGACAGCACACUGCGGAAGCCUCCUCCUGGUUCAUGGAGACAGCCGGAGCUGCCAGAGGUCAUCGCCAUGUUGAACUACCGCCUAGACCCUGUCAAGACGAACGCGGCUGCAUUCCUCCAACAUCUCACAUUCAAAAAUGAUAAGGUAAAGUCGGAUGUGCGUCGCCUGAAGGGCAUCCCGUCCUUGGUGUCGAUGCUAGACCACCCGAGCAAGGACGUGCACCACUCGGCCUGCGGAGCACUGAAGAACAUUUCAUACGGCCGAGACCAGGAUAACAAGAUCGCCAUCAAGAACUGCGACGGAGUGCCCGCGCUAGUCAGGCUGCUGAGAAAAACGCACGAGCAGGACCUCACUGACACCAUCACAGGCACCUUGUGGAACCUGUCAUCCCACGACUCGGUAAAGAUGGAGAUUGUGGACCACGCCCUGCACGCCCUCGCCGACGAGGUGGUCGUCCCUCACUCCGGCUGGCAGCAAGCGAGCAACGGUGGCGAGGAGAGCUGCAAGCCGCGCCAUCUGGAGUGGGAGACCGCCUUGACCAACACCGCUGGCUGCCUCAGGAAUGUGAGUUCAGAACGCAGCGAGGCCAGGCGAAAGCUGAGGGAAUGCACGGGAUUGGUGGACGCCCUCAUGUACAUUGUCCAAUCCCAGAUCAACCGCAAAAAUGUCGAUAAUAAGUUGGUGGAGAACUGUGUCUGCCUCCUGAGGAAUCUGUCCUAUCACGUUCACCGCGAGGUCCCAGGCUGCGAGCGCUUUGCUGAGACCAUGCCCGUCAACCAGGGGCCGGCCCCAGCCAACAAGGGCGGCUGCUUUGGCUCCCGAAAGGGCAAAGAUGAGUGGUUUUCAAAAGGAAAGAAGGAUGGCGACGAUGGAAGUGGUGAUCAGGUGGACAUUCCAAACAGGACAACACCCGCCAAAGGCUAUGAGCUUUUGUUCCAACCGGAGGUGGUUCGCGUUUACACAUCGCUGCUCAGAGAGAGCAAGAACCCCUCGGUGCUCGAGGCUGCCGCCGGAGCCAUCCAGAACCUUUGUGCUGGCCGAUGGACUUAUGGACGGUAUAUCAGGGCCACUGUGCGUCUGGAGAAGGGUCUUCCUAUGAUGGCGGAGCUACUGGCUCAUGGCAAUGACCGUGUGGUUCGAGCGAUGUCCGGAGCUUUGAGGAACCUCUCCAUCGACAGACGCAACUGCCAACUGCUCGGUUUGCACGCGGUGCCUCACCUCGUGGCCAACCUGCCUGGUGGCCAGAGUCAGUCUGGGCGCGUUCUAUCAGAGGAGACUGUGGUGUCUGUGCUGAGCACACUCACUGAGGUGCUUGGCAACAGUGUGGAGGCUGCGAAGACUCUCCGAGCCUCUCAGGGCAUCGAGAGGCUGGUGCUCAUCAACAAGGACGGCAAGCGGUCUGAGCGCGAGGUGCGGGGUGCCGGCCAGGUGCUGCAGCUCGUCUGGGCCCACAAAGAGCUGCGCAAGCCGCUGGAGAAGGACGGCUGGAAGAAGACUGACUUCAUGGUCAACCUCAGCACCACCAACGGCCCGAGCACCCGAGCCAACGGCACCUACGAAGACAGCACCACCAUGCCGCUGCUGGACAGAGGGGAAAAAAGAGACAUGAUUCCACUAAAUGACCUCGGCCCUGAGGCUUACUCAACACUGGACCAGAGGGAGAGGAGACACACUCUGGAUGAAACCACUGACACUUUACCGCGAGGGGUGUAUGGGGGCAGAAAGGGCUCCUUGCCCCUGUUGGACUCCUACGAUGAAAAACUGAUAGUGUGCAUCACCCAGACUGGGCCGUGCCUGCCCUACCACUGCUACUGAGGAGAGAGGAUCCAGAUGCCCUCCCUCCCUUCCGCCUUCUCCCUCCUCUCCUUCCCUCCUCCUUUCUCUCCCUCCAUCACCACAGCUGGGAUUAGAAGAUGAGGGUUGGCAUCCAAAGAAAGUGGCCGUGUUGCAGGCAACCAUUUCAUGCAACACACACAUACAGAUAGACAAAUACACUACUACACCUACUUUUUACAUUCAAUUGUAGCAACAGAAAUAUAUUCUGAUUUUUAAAUUAUAAUUCUCCUCCAAAGGCAAUCACCUUUGUUGACAAUCAUUUAAUUGUGGUGGUUUCAUCCUGCUUGUUUUAAUUUUUUUUCCUGCCAUUGUUGACGUUUCAGUAAAUUCAGUCACGCAAAUACCUGCAUUCUGAUGAGGAAUUUGUACGUAGACGUUUAUGUAGGGUAUAUACUGUAUAUAUAAAAAAAGGGGAUGACUGCAUUAGUUUUGGCUCAUUUUAUUUAAAUCCUCUCGUUACUGGGAGUGUUGGGUUUUUGGCCGACAGACGUUUGCCCUUUUUAGAUUGAGAAUGUUUAUAUAGGAGUUAUUUUCUCUGUUGGGAUGAGCACAUGUGUAGACAAGAAGUGUGUAUGUGAGAAUAUGGACCUUGGAGUGAGUGUUUUUGUGUGCGUGUGCACGGACCAGACCCAUUAGACACGUUGCUUGUUUCAUCCGUUCAUGUUGUUUUUAUGGCGUGCUCCUGCUGUUGUAAAGCUUUCGUUUCAUCUACCAACUGCCUCUUUUUGUAUUUGAUAACUUUGUUUCCCCCAGACGUAAAAAGGAAGAAUACAAUUUGAAUUUCUGUAUUUUUGACAACACAUCGAACUUGAACUUGGCACUGAAAUGUGAAACUGGGAACAUUAUACACUACUAAAGCAAUGCGACGCGUGGACAUUCUGCUUUAGAAGCCUGUAACUACUUUAAAAGAUUCACACCAGAAACAACCUACUGAGGGUUAUUCCUCAUUAAGAAAUGACCAACACUUUCGGGGCUGGGAAUAUUUAUCUCUUUGAAUAGUUUUUUUUUUUUUUUUUUUUAAGUCACAAUUUCCUGUAUUUUCUUUUAUAAUAUAGUAGUUGCUGAUUGCAGUCUGUUUUACAAAUACACCUAAAUAUGGAAGACAUUGUCACAAAGAGUUGAAUUCCCACAGAGAUAUUUGGGAGGUGGAUGAGAAAUACUCUUGUCUGUGAUCCACGUGUUUUUAAGUUUUUGUAUUUUUUUUUUUCUCCAACCUGUCAGGUUUGUAUUUUAUUUCAGUUUUGUCUGUAUGGGAGAGCUCAUUAUGCAAUUUGAUCAACUUAUUAGUUCAAGUUUUAACCCUGUGUUUUUAAGGCAAAAGAGACCAAUCAUCUUUGUUUUUUUACUCUCCACACAUGGUAUAUUUGUAAUGUUGCCUAUCCAUGUAAAAUUAUGAUGUACGAUUCAUACCUGCCUUGGCUCUGAGAAGUUGCUUUUUCAGUGAAGUCUGUAACUGGUAAAACUGUUUUAUAAAUAAAGAUCUUUUCUUAGACCAGA
Molecule: messenger RNA, 5227 nt
Organism: Pungitius pungitius (ninespine stickleback)
Lineage: Eukaryota; Metazoa; Chordata; Actinopteri; Perciformes; Gasterosteidae
Product: catenin delta-1-like
Exons: 20
Coding region: 1139-3709 (856 amino acids)
Biological process (GO): cell-cell adhesion; cell-cell junction assembly
Cellular component (GO): adherens junction; plasma membrane; nucleus
Molecular function (GO): cadherin binding
Source: RefSeq, a predicted model, not a curated record